Bufo bufo (common toad) is the source of this 8784-nucleotide messenger RNA. It is a transcript of the gene KMT2E, whose product is annotated as lysine methyltransferase 2E (inactive). The coding region runs from base 2529 to 8015 and encodes 1828 amino acids. The transcript has 27 exons. Gene Ontology annotation, molecular function: protein binding. The record is from RefSeq and is a predicted model, not a curated record. NCBI's taxonomy places the organism in Eukaryota, Metazoa, Chordata, Amphibia, Anura, Bufonidae.
GACAAUAAGCCUUGUUCUAUUUUUUGUGAGUGAUGCACAACGGACAGGCGGAUGUGGAAAGCACAUGGAGUGCUCGCCACAUCUUUUUGGGGCCUGCAUCCAACACGCAAAAAAAAAGUGGCUCAGAUGUGCAGAAAAAGAACGGUCGUGUGCACGAGACCCAAUUCUGAGACAUUUUACCACAUAAAUACAAACCCAUCAGUGAGAAGACUUCGGUUACGAAUUCCACUACAGUGAUUAAAAAUAAACCCGUCCAACCGCACCAGGUUAAUGUCACUUUAAAAAGGAAAGGUGACAUUAGUCAGUCCCACAGUGUGCCAUAGACAUGCAGUUUCUGAACACAUUUACACGAUGUGCACAAGUAUGCAGUAAAAUGGUGAACUGUUGUCCAGACUGAAUCACCCCCGGCAGAAACCUUAUUCCUCCUUCCCUCCCCCACAUCCGUCACUAACCACUUGACUCGCGGCCAAGUUCGAUUACCAGGCAACCAGACCACGUGACCAACACCAGACGUGCAGCCAAAAGCAUAUUUCCCAAGCCGCCAUAUUGGUGUGACGCACUCACAAAAUUUGCAAUCCAAGAACAGGCGGUUGACAGAAGAGGAGACCUCGGGAGCGCGAAUAUUACUUUCUGUUGGAAAGAAAAGACGUGUCAGUAUAGGCCGACGCUUAGAACGCAGCGGAGGACUACCCUCAGGCUCGUUGCUGCGUUGUUACAUAAUGGCGCCGAACUCUCCCUCUGCACCCGCUUCUCCCGGCAGCUCUAUCCCCUCCCACCUGCUGCAGCAUGAUGUCACAGACAACCAAUCGCGUCGAGGCCUUCGAGCGCCUCUCAAGCGCCCAUUGGAGGUUUUCUAUCAGCCCCGCCCACCGACAAACAACAGUAAAGUGACAGAAUACUUACACGGCGCCAUUAUACAGCUACAAGGACAACGAGAAAAAAAACCGGAAAAAAAAUAUAAAUAAACACAUGAAUAUACGGAAAGGCACGGGUCUACAAGAACACAGUUUAAUAACCACUCAACGCAUACAAUACUUGGCACGACCAAUGUCCGUUCACAAGCCGUUUCUUUGUCACUCCGUAAGCGGUAGACCGGAGUAGAAGACAUACUAGAAGCACACGCCGAGCAGCACGACUUUAUUCGUCCGUCCGUCUCUCUCCAUAGAGGCAGUGCAGUAGUCAGCCAGCUUUUAUCAAGAGCUUCGCGGCUGCGCACUGUGGGAAAGCAGCCCCUGCUCCAGCUGCAUGGAGACCCCGACGGCGUCUCUCCCUCAGCCAAGAACACCAUGGUGAUAAGAGCAGAGCUUGUGUAGGAACCGCCUCCAUCUUCCCCAAUUAGAGCAAGCAUAGGACUAGCUUGAGACCUUGUAUAGCCGUAUACCCACCCAUUUCCAGAGACAUUCCUGUUGUCUCUCACACCCACCUUCUGCGGAGCUCACCCACGAAGAACAAAACUAAAACGAGCGCGCCGUCCGUUAGCUCUAUACGAGCCAUUGCUGUCUGUCACCACAAACAUAAACUGACGUAAAACGACAGGCUGUGAACAUUUAUUCACACGAGUAACGCUUGCAUAAACUGCAUACUUCACUGUACACGACAACAUGGCGGGUGUCGCUCAGUAUCCCCGCAGCUGAAGAACCUUAGACAUGCUGGCCGUGGUAUUUACGCCCGAAUCUCUCUCUCUCAACAUGUCUACACCUUCCUUUCAGUCCAUAACUCCACCUUCGUUGCAGGGACUUUUUUUUUUUUUUCUUCACCCCUCACCCACCCACACGAAAUGCACGGGUUCGCCAUUACAUAACAGGGCACGGACGUUCACUUUCCCUAUGCAUUCCUAAUGUGAAGAGGGCGUGCCGCUAUGCAAGGGCAAGCUGGUGCCCACAAGUAAAAUGGUGUGCGCUUUGGUGCACGCGUCGCCAUUUUGCUUGUGGGCACGGACGCUGCUGGGGCCCUUCCACACCCGCAACAGUCUUGUAUUGAGUCCGUGGCAGCAGGGUUAGGAAACCCCGUGCGAGCAUCCGACGCCAUUUUCCAGAGAGAGGCAGUGACAUAGAGCCAGCGUAGGCUGAGACACGGGAGGAGCGGGGUUUGUACACAUUGGAGCUGCAGUCAGCUUAGGCACUGCAAACACCUUUAUACCUCUUUUCUCCGGCGGUCAUUUCUAGAUUUUUUCAGUCAGGGCAGCUCACCGUGCUUUCCAUAGCUUUCAGUCAGUUCCGUACAUCUUCCUAACGGUCCCCGGGGCUGCUUCUGACGUCGCUUUUCCUGUCACCCUUCAAGCUGCUGGGAGGGAUCGCUUGUAGUAAUAGGAUUUAGGUCUCACGUUAGCGGCCAUUAAGAUCACCCUUUAGGGAGGGGGUGCAUUUACGUUUUCCGUUUUCGGUGUCCUGUUUCCUGGCUUUGGCACGUUGGAGGGUUUGUGGAUGCACUUAGAUGUUUGCAAUGAGCACUGUGGCUGGCAUGCCCCAGUGUUUUGGAUCCCGAUGCAGAGGACUCCAUAGUAAUCGGAUUUAUCAGAAGCGAACGUCAUGAGCAUAGUGGUCCCUUUGCGGGUUGAGACAGCAGAAACUCCAUACAUAGACAUGGCUGCAGGCUCAGAACCGGAAUCUGUAGAAGCAAGCCCUGUUGUAGUUGAAAAGUCAAACAGUUAUCCACACCAUUUAUAUACCAGCAGUUCUCACCAUUCGCACAGUUAUAUAGGCUUGCCUUAUGCGGAUCACAACUAUGGUGCUCGCCCUCCGCCAACACCUCCAGCAUCUCCGCCCCCUGUUCUUAUUAAAAACGAAGUGAACGUAUUUACUACUCCGCAUUUUGAUGAGACGUCAAGUGCUACGACCAUCAGCACUUCAGAAGAUGGAAGCUAUGGAACUGAUGUCACGCGAUGUAUUUGUGGUUUUACCCAUGAUGAUGGGUACAUGAUCUGUUGUGACAAGUGCAGUGUCUGGCAGCAUAUAGAUUGUAUGGGUAUUGACAGACAAAAUAUUCCAGACAUCUACUUAUGUGAGCGUUGUCAGCCUCGAUCUCUUGACAGAGAGCGAGCAAUAUUGCUUCAACAAAGAAAACGAGAACAUUUGUCAGAUGAUCUUCAAACCUGCUACAAUGGUAGAGGCAACAACGGAAGCCUUUUAUCUGAUGGUGAUACCAGUGCAACAGAGAGUUGUGAUGAAGUUCCCAUGGAGCUGUACACUGCUUGCCAGCACACUCCUACAACACUUACUCUUACCGCCACCAGAGUAACAAAAGUGAAUGACAAAAAAAGAAAAAAAAGUGGAGAAAAGGAACAGAAUGUGAAGUCAAAAAAGGCCUUUAGAGAAGGAUCUAGAAAAUCUUCUCGAGUAAAGGGAUCUGCCCCCGAAAUUGAUCCAUCUGAUAAUCCCACAUAUGGAUGGGAGAGUAAAAUCAAAGCUUGGAUGGACCACUAUGAAGAAGCAAACAGCAACCAAUACAGUGAAGGUGUUCAAAGGGAGGCUCAAAGGAUAGCGCUAAGACUUGGUUGUGACAAUGACGGAAAGGAGCAAUGUGGAAAGUCCAGCUUGAGCCCUAACAAUCUCUUAUUUAAACCUCCAGUAGAGAGUUAUAUGCAGAAGAACAAAAAAAUAUUAAAAGCUGCAAAAGACCUGCAACCUGAAACAUUAAUAAUUGAAUAUAGAGGAAAAUUCAUGCUUCGGGAUCAGUUUGAAGCUAAUGGCUACUUUUUUAAAAGACCAUACCCUUUUGUUUUAUUUUAUUCUAAAUUUCAUGGGUUAGAAAUGUGUGUUGAUGCAAGGACAUUUGGCAAUGAAGCUAGAUUUAUUAGAAGAUCCUGUACACCUAAUGCUGAGGUACGGCAUAUUGUUGAAGAAGGAACAGUUCAUUUAUAUAUUUAUUCAAUUUCCAACAUUCCAAAAGGUGCAGAAGUUACUAUUGCAUUUGACUUUGAGUAUGCAAAUUGCAAAUACAAGGUGGAUUGUGCAUGUCUCAAAGACAAUCCAGAGUGUCCGGUGCUACGAUGCAGUUCUGAACCAACAGAAAAUUUCAACAGUGGAUAUGAGACUAGGAGGAAAAAAGGAAGGAAAGAAAAGGAUCUCUCUAAAGAAAAGGAAUCUCAAAAUCAGAACCUUUUGUUAGACAAUGAUGGUUCCGUUGACAAAAUGAAAUCCCCAGAUAACAGACAGAGAAAACUUUCCCCUCUUCGACUGUCCAUCUCUAAUAACCAGGAGCCAGAUUUUAUUGAUGAUAUAGAAGAAAAAACACCUGUUAGCAAUGAAGUAGAAAUGGAAUCUGAGGAGCAGAUUGCAGAGAGAAAAAGGAAGAUGACAAGAGAGGAAAGGAAAAUGGAGGCCAUCCUUCAAGCAUUUGCUAGACUGGAGAAGCGAGAGAAAAGAAGAGAACAGGCUUUAGAGAGAAUAGGCACGUCUAAAACAGAUGUCAAACCUGAAUCAAAAGAUGUGCAAGUUCUUAAUGACCCUGAACCUUCUCAGGAACCAGUAAAAGAGGAGCCUGUCAUCAAGCCUACCCCUGCCAAAAUUAAUCGCACCAAGCAAAGAAAAAGUUUUACUAGAAGUCGAACUCACAUUGGUCAGCAGCGUCGCCGGCACAGAACUAUCAGCAGCUGCUCAGAUGUUCAGCCACCGUCCCCAGAAGUCGAGGUCACCUCUCAGCAAGUGGAAUCAGAGACUAGCGCACUUGUAGAAGAGCCUGUCAAUGAGAGUCCUGCUACAGACGUGGUGCCGAUUGUCCCAGAAACAGAGGAGGUUCCAGAUACUGAAUCACUUGUGCAAAACAAAUGUUCAGCAAAAUACCCAAAAACAAAAAAGUCUUGCGUAAACACUUGUGUGGCACUUCAAAAAUGGAAGGACACUCUUUUUACACACUUGGUUAAUGAAUGGUUAAGUGAGAAGCAUGAAAAAUCUGCUAAACAUGGGGAGGCAUUUUUGGAAAAACCUCUGCGCAUAACCACAGAUCCAGAAGUCCUUGCCACACAAUUAAAUUCUCUGCCGGGCCUCAUCUAUAGUCCACACAUGUACAGCACUCCAAAGCACUAUAUUCGAUUUACCUCGCCUUUCCUUUCUGAGAAGAAGAAGAAAAAAGAUGAGGAGAACCUUACAAGUUGUUGCAAAAAGCGUUGGCUCAAACAAGCUUUGGAAGAGGAACAUUCUGCACCAAUGAAUCCAUUUGAUUCUCCAGCCCAAGAUGGAUCUCAGAGUCCGAUUACAUUUGCAGAAAAUAAGUGCCAUCUAGUAUUGAAUGGUAGCUGCCCAUUAGCAGAUCUAACAACUCCACUGAAAAAACGAAGAUUGUAUCAGUUGUUGGACUGUGUUUACUCAGAAAAUUCUACACCUACCGCAUCUCCUUAUGCUACACCAACCCACACAGAUAUACCAUCCACAGACACUUCCCUAUUUACUACUCCUCCCAGGGUAAAAGUAGAGGACGAUGUUCGUAGCAACUGCAAGCAGGCUUUUUCACCAGUUACACCUAUAACUUCAUGCAUACGUGGGAAUCACUUGCAAUUUGAGAGCAUUUCCUCGCCAGAAAGUUCUCCAGAACUAAGUCGUAAAACCUGUGGCCAAGAUGGUAGUGAUCGGACAGGAACAGCGUUGGCUUUGAAUUCAUUCAGAAAUUCUAAUCUUACUGAAAUUGGUGUGCAGGAAAUCAAGACUAUUGGUUAUUGCAGCCCACGGAGCAGGACCGAGGUAAACAGACAAUGCACAUCAGAUAGUGAUUCGACUGUAGACCUUCACUUGGGACUUGAAAUAAAUGAACAUACUGCAUUACAAAAACACAUGGAGCCCUUGUCCCGGGAUAGGACUGAUUCAAACAGCCAGCAAGAAAAUGCUCACUGUGGACGGGGUGCAGUAUAUUCAUCUUGGAUCAAAAGCCCAGAAAGAACAGGAGUGAAUUUCUCUGCAGUAAAUUCUAACUUGAGAGACUUGACUCCUUCCCACCAAUUAGAAGUUGGUGGUGGUUUCCGAAUGAGUGACUCAAAGUGCCUGAUUCAAGAGGAUGCCCGUAGUAUGUACAUGGAUGGAUCAAUUUUUUGUUCUUCAGAAGAUGGACUUAUUACGGGAUUUGGUCGAGCACUUAACAGUGAUGGUGUUUUAGAUGGAAAUGGCACACCAUUAAAUCCUCCACAAAAGAAAAAGGUAUCCUUAUUGGAGUACCGAAAAAGGCAACGUGAAGCUAGAAAGAGUGGCUCAAAGUCUGAUACUUUGCCACUGGUCGCACUUUCCCCACAUUCUGAAAGUGGAAAUGUAUUUGCGAACUGUUCUACUACUAAUGAAAUCUGUAGUAACAAUUUGGAAAGUGUCGAACCUAUUGAGAGUGUUCCUAAUUUGACUGUACCGCUGCCAGCUGAAGUUCAGAGCACCUCCUUAGAGGAGACAGACCAAAGUUCUCAAGUUACGGAUGCUACUGCUAAUGAGAAAAGUGAUCCAGAGGUUCAAUGGACUUCUUCAACAUCUGUGGAACAAGUCAGAGAAAGGAGCUAUCACAGAGCUUUGUUAUUGAGUGACCACAGGAAGGAUAAAGAUGAUGGUGAAAAUGAAAAUGGAGAAUUUGUAAAUGUUACGGAAACCCAGUCUCCAGAUGCAUGCCAGAAGAAUUGCAGGAGUCCUUCAAAACAAAAUUUGCCUUGUUCUUCAGGAUCUAAACCACCUUUGAAGGCAGAUGCUUCCCAAGAAACCACCGUGAAUACACCAGUGACUGAGAAUACAAGCCCUUUUAAAUCGGAGCCACAUCAGAAACAAUUAUCAAAGUCCCAUAUUGCACAACCUCAUUCACAAAAGCUGCCUUCUACACCUUUAAAACUGCACUGUCCAUCUUCCCCUCAUCUGGAACAGCCUCCAAAGUCAUCCACACCGCACACACCUGUGCAGCAUGGUUACCUUUCACCAAAGCCUCAUUCACAACAGUUAGGAUCUCCAUACCGAUCUCUCCAUCCUCCUUCACACCAGGGGGCGACACCACAAAGAGAAAACCAUGUGAACUUUUAUCCUGUGUCUCAAAACCUGCAGCCUUCGAAUCCGCAGCCAGCCAGUGGGCAGUUGUAUUCCCAGGCACAGACAGGACAGUGUUCAACGGUCUAUAGUCUCUUUAAUCAACAGACUGUGAACAGCUCUGCACCACCUCCCCCUCCCCCACCACCAACAGCAAACUUUUAUCCAAACCAGCAACCGUCUGCAUCUUUUCAGAACUAUAGUCAAGGUAAAGGUAGUAUUCCCCAGCAGCCUGUGUUUACAUCCUGUCCAAAUCAGGGCCAUGCAACAACCACGGGUCAACCAGUAGUUCAUGGACAUCAUGUAAAUUCUGGACAUUAUUUGCCUUCACAGAAUUCUACUGUACCAUCAAGUGUUCCUCCCCCACCACCUCCGCCUCCACCAGGAUGUCAUCAACAACACGUCUCUGGUCCAGUUCAUGCAGUCCAAGUUGCUAGUGGCGCACUUAUUCAUUCACAGACCACAGGACACCAUUUACCACCUCCUCCCCCACCUCCUCCAAGCCCAAGUUCCCACCAUUCCCACAUGCAACAUGUUCCAGCUGGUCAUCAAGGCUUGCAGGUGCAACACCAGCAUGUUUUAAAUAACGCUCCACCCCCACCACCUCCUCCACCCCCUCCACCUCCACCUCAAUCGACUAAUGUUCUAGGUGGUUCAGGACAUCACUCUGCAUCAGCACAAGGAUUACAUUUACAGACUCACCAAGGACCUGCAAUGUUUCCUUCAGGGGCUCACCCGCCUGUAGCAUCAUAUUCAACCCAGGCUCCUGUUCAUAAUACAGUGGGGUCUGUGUCACAACACCAGUCUUCUGCGCCAGGACAGCACCAUCCACUUCCUAGUCAGGGGCCUCAUAUUCAGCCACAAGGACCAAACAGUAUUGCAUCACCUGCAGGGUUCUGUCCUCAUCCUGGGUCUGUAAGUCUACCCCAUGGGGUACAAGGACCACAGCAGGCCUCCACAGUGCCUGGCCAGUUACCUAUUCACAGACCGCAGGUGCCACCUUUCCAAAACAAUUAUCAUGGCUCAGGCUGGCAUUAGUUUGGUUUUGUUGUGCUUAACAUUUUUAAAAUGUUGUGUAAAAUAAACUGUACAUUUUCUAUGUACCUUGUAAAGGUACUUUUUAAAGCCUGUAUAUGAAAAUUUGUAAAAAUCCAAGUACCAGUGCGCUUUCAUUGUCCAUUUUUUUUUAUGUCUGAUGGUAGUUCUUUGAAGCCAAUUUCGAGUCUUUAGAUUGAGAGUAAACAUUCCAGUUCUGUUCUGAUGCAGUAGAGUUAAUACUGCACAACAUGAGUCACUUGUCAGUUCAUUUAGUGAAUGUUUUCUAUUGUAAGUUUUAUAUGUGAGCUAAAUACACAGGUAAGAGCACUAACACAUUUUUCUUUUUCCCUCCUGUGCUAUUUGCGUGUUAUAGAUAACACAGAGCCAGUUUCAAUGUUACAUUGCUUAUUUACACAAUUGUAAUUUAAUGUAUAGUUCGGUUUUAACAUCUUGACUUCUUUAGAAGUUUUGUAAAUACUGUAUUUGCUUGUAUAUUGCUUGAAGCUUCCACCUCAUUUGAUAAAACAUUGUACAUAUUUUUUUUUAUUGUAUGAUCCUUGUGGAAGUAGUACAGUAUAUGACAUUUAAUUUUUGUAAUAUACUGUCACAUUGCAGCACUGGUUGGGCAUUUUAAUUCAUGUCAAUAAACCACAAUUAUGUCUGUUUUAUCAGGUUAGUCCUUUCAUACAUUUUACAAAAAUUAGCGUUGAUGCAUAACUGCAGCACUUAAACUGUACAUUAAAGUACGUUGUCAGCACUUUUUCCUGAC